AUGACUGAGGAAAUAACGUAUGCAGAUCUGGAAUUUAAUAAAUCUUAUGCACUGGAAAAUAUCCCAAAGCCUGCUGCUCCUGAGGAAAAAGGGCACCCUGCUUCAUCCCCCACAUGGCGUCUGGUUGCCCUGACUUUCCUCACAUUGUGCUUGGCAUUGCUGGUAGGGCUGUUAGCCCUGGGAAUUGUGUUUUUUCAGGUUUCCAGUGACUUCCAGAAACAGAUUGGAAACCUCAAGCGAAACCAGGAAAUUCUGCAAACAAGUUCCUCAAAAAGGCUGCAAGACAUGAAAGACAAUUUGUGUCUGAAAGGGGAAGAAAAAAAUAAGAAUAAUGGACCAAAUUGUACACUCUGCCCUGCAAACUGGCAAUGGAUGGGAGGUGACACCUGCUUCUACAUGUCAAGAGAGAAAAGGCCCUGGACGCAGAGUCGAGAAUUCUGUUCCUUACAGAAUUCCACCCUUCUCAUGCUACAGGACAAGGAGAAGCUGAACCACAUACCUCCAAGAGAGACUAGAGACUAUUACUGGAUUGGAUUAUCAUGUAAAUCUAAAGGGAACAACUGGCAUUGGGAGGAUGGCUCAGCUUUUUCAGCACACAGAACUGAUUGGAUUGACUUGUAUGCAUCCUAUAAUUGUGGCUACUUAUUUAGAACAGGUAUUUACAUCUCUAUUAAUAACUACUGCACGGAGAAGCACUUCUGGACCUGUGAGAAAGCAGCUGUUGAGCUAAGAAAAUUCAUUUUGGUGAGGAACAUCAUAAUGCAGGAUACUAUUAAGGAAAUAGGAGGCAUGAGUUUCUUGAAUCAUGCUGUGGUUAUGAUCCGUGGAUCUUCUGCUCUGGAGACCACCUUCUGCCUGCUGCAAGGAGAAGUGGUUGAUCAGUGCUCUAACAAGAAUUGUUGUCCUUCUGGCUAUUGGAGGAACCAAGAGUAUGUACCUCAAAUAGAUAAAAAACAAUAUUACUGGAUAGGGUUAUCAUAUAAACCUGAUGGCUGGUUUUGGGUAGAUAACACAGCUCUUUCAACAAAGAAAAGAGACUGGAUUGUUUUGUCCUAUGGUGAAAACAGUGCAUACCUGUACUAUCAUCAUUUGAAAGUUUAUAACAGUAAGAACUGUAAUGUAAAGUACCCCUGGAUCUGUGAGAAGGCAGCUGUCCAGAUGACCUAA
This is a messenger RNA of Emys orbicularis (European pond turtle), 1167 nucleotides long. RefSeq names its product C-type lectin domain family 12 member B-like. The coding region runs from base 1 to 1167 and encodes 388 amino acids. The transcript is spliced from 11 exons. Lineage: Eukaryota; Metazoa; Chordata; Testudines; Emydidae. The record is from RefSeq and is a predicted model, not a curated record.